CUCCCACCCUUUGAGUUAGCUUUUGGGGUAGUGCAUCCCAAGGUUCUUAUCAAAUGGUAUCAGAGCCUUCCACUGUGUCUUCCGGUUGCAAUCGAGUGGCGUGAGUGGUGACGCCGGCAUUGCAAUGUUCGCUUGAGGCUAGUAAAAGACUAGCACAAAGCCAGCCUGCGUGAGCGUUGGGGCUGCGGAGUGUGGUGGAAUGUUAGGAUCCCAUUUGCAAGGUAUGAGACUUAAAGUCCCACAUUGGUUGUAUGAGCAACUAAUAUGGAAUUUAUAAGGCCUUGAGUACUCUCACCUUUUGAGCUAGCUUUUAGGAUGUGCAUCCCAAAGUUCUUAUCAGAGGACCAAAGUGAUGACACUUGUACCUUUAGAGGACUGAAACAAGUUCCCGUGGGAACUUCAGACAUGUCAAGUGGAUCCGUGAGACGGGUUUCUCGCGAAGAUAUCCAGCAGGUGCAAAAUCUCAUAGAACGAUGUCUGCAACUAUAUAUGAACCCAAAAGAAGUUGUGGAAACGCUACUAACUCAAGCAAAAAUUGAGCCUGGUUUUACUGAACUUGUUUGGCAGAAACUUGAAGAAGAAAAUCAAGAAUUCUUCAAGGCUUAUUAUUUAAGGUUGAUGUUGAAGGAGCAAAUAACAGAGUUCAACAGGUUGCUGAAGGAACAUGCUGAGCUAAGUCAGCUAAACCCAACUGCAGUUGCAUCGCUACCUAACACUAAUGGUUCACAUAUUCCUGCAUUAGCCCAGAAUCGAUCGUGCUAUGCUGCUGAGCUUGCCAGAGCAGCUAUGAAGCCAGAAAAUAUGCAACAUACUGUUGAUUCCAAUCUACAUAAUGUGUUUAAUAAUGGUUGGUCAUCACUCCGCUCUAGUAUGAAUGCUGUGGUUGAGAUGUCUGCUCAUAGCAAUAGGAUUGACAGCCCUCCAAUGCUUUCAACUCAAAGCUCAAGCAUGGGUUUGAUGAUACAAGGAAUUAAUGGGGGAAUGAUCAAAUCAGAACCUGGAUAUCCAGGCAGUUCUCCUUACAUUUUUGGCUCUGAUGGCACUGUCCUGGAGGCAUGCCCAACUAUUGGUGAUGCAUCGGUUGCAUCGUGCAAUGGUGUAGACUCAAACUCUCAUCCUAUGAAUGGGGCACUCCUGGACCCCGACAUUUCUUCAUUUGGAGUUUUGGGGCAGAUUUCUGGAAAUCUCAGCCUUUCAGAUCUGACUGCUGAUUUUUCUCUUAGUUCUGAUAUAAUGGAGAGCUAUCCAAGGUGUCCCUACCUGGCUACUGCCGAUGAAAACUUUCUCGAAAGAGGAGAACAAGGUUGAUUUUUGUACAUAGAGUUUAGAAGUUCGACAGAUUUUGAAACUACAACUCUUCGGUGAACAUGUGUAUGUGUAUAGGAGGAGUUCACUAACCUCAUUCUAUAGUGAUGGGAAAUGAGAUUUGGAAGGAUUUGCAUGGUCUUAAUAAAUAAUACUAUGUAGGAAUCAAAGACUCCAAGGAACUGUGAUGAUUUCUUAGGCCAAUUUUACGAGAAAUUCUAAUAUACUUUGGAGUCACACUUUCAAAGGUCGAAAUUAGAUUUUGUAUUUAUUAAAUAUUUUAAAUUUAAUCCAAGGGCUUAUAUAAUGUUUUAGCCGAUCCUUUGGAAUAAAGGUGAUGUUGAUAUUAAUGUAUAUU
Gastrolobium bilobum is the source of this 1663-nucleotide messenger RNA. RefSeq lists its product as uncharacterized. The transcript is spliced from 7 exons. Bases 316 to 1308 code for a protein of 330 amino acids. The record is from RefSeq and is a predicted model, not a curated record. NCBI's taxonomy places the organism in Eukaryota, Viridiplantae, Streptophyta, Magnoliopsida, Fabales, Fabaceae.